Molecule: messenger RNA, 2236 nt
Organism: Otolemur garnettii (small-eared galago)
Lineage: Eukaryota; Metazoa; Chordata; Mammalia; Primates; Galagidae
Gene: ZNF560
Product: zinc finger protein 560
Biological process (GO): regulation of transcription by RNA polymerase II
Molecular function (GO): RNA polymerase II cis-regulatory region sequence-specific DNA binding; DNA-binding transcription factor activity
Source: RefSeq, a predicted model, not a curated record
AUGGCCAAUUGCCUGACAAAUUGUUAUCAGGACUCAGUGACCUUUAAUGACGUGGCUGUGGACUUCACCCAAGAAGAGUGGGUUUUAUUGGCUCAAACUCAGAAAAUCCUACACAAAGAUGUGAUGCUGGAGAACUACAAGAACCUGGCAACAGUAGGAUAUCAACUCAUCAAACCCAGUCUCAUCUCUUGGUUGGAACAAGAAGAAGAGUUGAGGACAGUGCAGGGAGGAGAUCUCCAAGACUGGGAAAUACUACUUAAAACCAAUGUUUCGGCAGUACAGCAGGAUUUUUGGAUGGUACAAACUUCUAAUGGGAUACAAACAGAUCUGGUAACCUUUGACAGUGUGGCUGUGGAGUUCACCCAGGAGGAGUGGACUUUAUUGGACACAACUCAGAGAAACCUAUACAGAGAUGUGAUGUUAGAGAACUACAAGAACCUAUCCUCAGUAGGUUACCAACUUUUUAAACCUAGUCUGAUCUCUCAGUUGGAAGAAGAGUUUAGGACAGUCCAGAGAAGCAUUUUUCAAGAAUGGAAAAUGUGUCUUAAAACAAAUGGGUCUGCCCUUCAGCAAGAUAUUUUUUGUUUAAAAACAUCAAAUGGGAUACAACCGGCAAGAAACCACAACGGAGGGGAACUCUAUGACUAUAAACAAUGUGGAAAUGUCUUCAGUGAACACUCAUGCCUUAAGACACACAUGAGUAUUCAAAAUGAGAACAUUUCUGAAUAUAAUCAGUAUGGAGAAGACUUCCUUUCUCUGCACAAGGAAACCUCUACUAGAGGGAAACAUUCUGUGUUUGAUGAACGUGGAAAAUCCUUCAGCCUGACUUUAAAUGUUGAGUUCCAGAGAAAGUACACACAGGAUAAAUAUUUUGAAUGCAAUGACUGUGGGAAAACUUUUGUUAAUCAGUCACACAUUCAGGCACACAGGAAAACUCACUAUGGAGAAAAACUCUAUGAAUGUGAGCACUGUGGGAAAGUAUUUCCUGACUCCAUGACCUGUGCUGUGCAUGUUGAAACACACAUUGUAAAAAAUACCUAUGAAUGUAAGGAAUGUGGAAAAGGCUUUAGAAAUCCUACCUAUCUUGAUAAUCACAUGCAAACACACACUGGAAUGGAACCAUACAAGUGUAAGGACUGUGGGAAAGUCUUCACCGUGCACUCAGACCUAACUAAACACAUACAAACUCACACUGGAGAGAAGCCCUAUGAGUGUAAGGAAUGUGGUAAAGCCUUCCGUACAUCCUCAGGCCUUAUUGAACAUAUGAGAUGUCAUACAGGAGAGAGACCCUUUAAGUGUGACCAGUGUGAGAAAGCUUUUGUUUCUUUAUCAUCUCUUUUUGCACAUCUGAGAACUCAUGCUGGAGAGAAGUUCUUUGACUGUUACAUGUGUGGGAAACUAUUUACCUCUUCUUCUUAUCUUCGAGUUCAUAUGCGAACUCACACGGGAGAGAGACCAUAUAGAUGCAAGGAGUGUGGGAAAGCCUUCACUAAAAGCUCAUACCUCACUAAGCAUUUACGAAUACACACUGGAGAGAAACCCUAUGAAUGUCAGAAAUGUGGAAAAGCCUUCAUUGAGCGUUCAUACCUUACUAGACAUAUACGAACACACACUGGAGAGAAGCCCUAUGAAUGUAAAGAAUGUGGGAAAGCUUUUGCUGUUUCCUCAAGCCUAACUGAUCAUGUAAGAAUUCACACUGGUGAGAAACCCUAUAAAUGUGAUGAAUGUGGAAAAGCCUAUAAUAGGUGUGGUCUACUAACUCAACAUUCAAAAACUCAUACCACAGAGAAGACCUUUGAAUGUAAGGCAUGUGGAAAAUCCUUCAGAAAUUCUUCAUGCCUUAACGAUCACUUCCGAACUCACACUGAAAUGAAACCCUAUGAAUGUAAGGAAUGUGGAAAAACAUUCACUUGGCGCUCAAGCCUUACUAAACAUGUACGUAUGCACAAUAGCGAGAAGCCUUGAUGUGGGGAAUGUGGGAAACUCUUCCAUACAGGAUGUAUUUGGCAUAUGAGAGGUCACACAGGAGAAAAAUGCUUUGAAUGUAACCAAUGUGGGAAAGCCUUUGCUUCCUUUUCAUGUCAUAUUGCAUAUUUGAGAACUCGCACUGAAGAAAUGCCUUAUGUAUGGAAUGUGGUAAAACCUUCACUGUUUCCUCAAGCCUAACUGAACAUGUAAGGAUUCAUAGUGGAGAGUAACCCUAUAAAUGUAAGGAAUACAGAAAAGCAUUCACUGG